Messenger RNA from Athene cunicularia (burrowing owl), 6144 nucleotides. RefSeq names its product WAPL cohesin release factor (gene WAPL). The transcript is spliced from 20 exons. The record is from RefSeq and is a predicted model, not a curated record. Bases 128 to 3739 code for a protein of 1203 amino acids. NCBI's taxonomy places the organism in Eukaryota, Metazoa, Chordata, Aves, Strigiformes, Strigidae. Gene Ontology annotation, biological process: regulation of chromosome condensation.
CCCCCCGCCGCAGGGGGAGGGAGAGAAAAAGAAACUGUCACCGUGGGAUUUCAUCAGCUUCUUCUGCCUCCGUGCAUUUAACCUAUUUUUCUUUCAUUUGAUUAUAGAAUAUGAAACAGGAGCCAAAAUGACAUCCCGAUUUGGAAAGACCUACAGCCGGAAAGGGGGAAACGGCAGUUCCAAGUUUGACGAAGUAUUUUCCAACAAACGGACCACCCUUAGUACAAAAUGGGGAGAAACCACCUUCAUGGCCAAAUUAGGACAGAAGAGGCCCAGUGUCAAACCAGAUAUUUCCGAAGUUCCUAAAAAACCAAAAGUUGAAGAUGAGGUAACAGAGGAUCCAUUUGGAUUUGACAGCGAUGAAGAAUCUCUUCCUGUGUCUUCAAAGAAUGUGUCACAGGCUAAAAGCUCCUCUCAGCUGGAACCCGGUGAAGCUGCUCAGUCUGAGGACUUCACUCCUCUACUUGAAGCGAACAGCAGAAUUAAUCAGCCAGACAGUGGGGAAAAUGUUGCAUCCAGCAAGUGCACCUCUGAUAAUACUGUUCCUCUCUUAAAAGAAAAGAGCACGAGCAAAAACGUGGAAGAUGGAGAAUGCAAAGGCAGCAGUGCUAAACUUGUAACUGCAGAUAAAAUACAGAGUUUGAAUGAAGAUAAUGAGAAGAACAGUCAUCUCAUCUAUGAGAAUGCUGAAGACGGUAACAAAAGCAAUGCUGAAACUACAGACACUUCUGGAUACAACAUUGAAGCCAAGGACUUGCCUGAUUCUUGGGACUCCCACAUCGGAAAACCAGCAGACUCUCCAUCAGAACCAUCUCAGACAAAGGGGCCAUUAAGAACUCACUUGUAUGAAUGGGAGGAUGAAUCUGAAGACACCAGAACUGGAGAGUAUAUAUUAGAUUUUGACAAUGAACAUCUCUCGGAGAUGAAGAGCAAGGAUGAGGAGUGUGAUAAAGAAGAUACUGAAAAUCCAAAGGAAGCCAUUAGUGAAGAGCUUGUGCAAACUAUUCCUAGGCCAAGCAACUGUAGGACAUACUGUCGAUCCAACAAAGCAAAACCACAGGGGGCAACAAAUUUUGACAAGCUAAUGGAUGGCACUAGUCAGUCUUUAUCCAAAGCAAACAAUGAGUCAAAUAAUGAUGGUCUGAACCCAACAAGAAAAGUUUCUUUAAGUAGCGGGACCAGUUUUAGAGGGACGGUUGGACGGACUAGAGACUACACUGUUCUACAUCCAUCUUGCUUGUCAGUUUGUAACGUUACUAUACAGGAUACCAUGGAACGAAUCGAUGAAUUUACCACAGCAGCCCCUACUGACCUGGGAGAAGCUGGCCGCUUAAGGAAAAAAGCAGACAUUGCUACUACAAAAACUACAACCAGGUUUCGACCAAGCAAUACCAAAUCCAAAAAGGAUGUCAAAUUAGAGUUUUUUGGGUUUGAUGAUCAAGAUGAGGGAGGGGGAGAUGAAGGCGCCUCUCGAAGUUCUGGGAGUUCCAAUUACAAAAUCAAGUACUUUGGGUUUGAUGACUUGAGUGAGAGUGAGGAUGAAGAUGAAGAGUGGCAGGUAGCAGAAAGGAAAGCUAACAAAAAACGAACUAGAACUGCACCAUCUUCUUCGCUACAGUCAACCUCUGAUGGCAAUGAAAACUGUUCCCAGGAUAGCCAGCUCAGUACUAACGCGGAUCUUCUGGAGUUUUCUGAGGAUGCAUCUGGUGUGCCUGAAGGCAAUAAGAAAUCCACAAAUAAACAAGGUGAUAAAUCUAAGGAAAACACCAGGAAGAUUUUUAGUGGGCCAAAGCGGUCUCCCACAAAAGCUGUAUAUAAUGCUAGACACUGGAACCAGCCAGAAUCAGAGGCUCUGCCAGCACCACCGGUUUUGAAAACUCCCAGUGUCCCAGUAAGGCUAUCUUCAAAGGAGGCAAUUCAUAAAGAUGAUGGAGUUUUUAAGGCUCCUGCACCACCUCCCAAAGUGAUAAAAACUGUGACAAUACCUACUCAGCCCUAUCAAGAGAUAGUAACUGCAUUGAAAUGUAGGAAAGAAGACAAAGAAUUAUACACUGUUGUUCAGCAUGUAAAGCACUUCAAUGAUGUAGUGGAAUUUGGUGAAAAUCAAGAGUUCACAGAUGAUAUUGAGUACUUGCUAAGUGGAUUGAAGAGCAAUCAGCCCCUAAACACACGUUGCCUUAGUGUAAUCAGCUUGGCGACAAAGUGCGCCAUGCCCAGCUUCCGAAUGCAUCUGAGAGCCCAUGGGAUGGUAGCCAUGGUUUUCAAAACACUGGAUGAUUCCCAGCACCAUCAGGUUGUAUUCAUAAAAGGAGAUGUAGAUUUGGAAACUCCUGCUUCCUUCCUUCAGUCUUCCAAAGAUCGUUUGAACAUGGAUUUAGACAGAGCUAGUCUAGAUCUGAUGAUUCGGCUUUUGGAAUUGGAACAAGAUGCUUCUUCUGCCAAGCUGCUGAAUGAAAAAGACAUGAAUAAAAUUAAGGAAAAAAUUCGGAGACUGUGUGAAACUGUUCACAACAAACAUCUUGAUCUCGAAAACAUCACGACCGGGCAUUUGGCAAUGGAGACGUUACUGUCUCUCACCUCAAAACGAGCUGGGGACUGGUUUAAAGAAGAACUGCGGCUUCUAGGUGGUCUUGAUCAUAUUGUAGAUAAAGUUAAAGAAUGUGUGGAUCACCUAAGCAGUGAUGAAAAUGAAGAGAAACUGGUUGCUUCAUUAUGGGGUGCAGAAAGAUGUUUACGGGUCUUAGAAAGCGUAACUGUGCAUAAUCCAGAAAAUCAGAGCUAUCUGAUAGCAUACAAAGACUCGCAGCUCAUAGUCUCCUCAGCUAAAGCACUGCAGCAUUGUGAGGAGUUAAUCCAGCGAUAUAAUCGUGCUGAAGACAGUAUCUGUUUACCAGACAAUAAGCCUCUGCCUCACCAGAAUGUAACUAACCACGUGGGUAAAGCAGUGGAAGACUGCAUGAGGGCUAUCAUUGGUGUCUUGCUCAACCUGACAAAUGAUAACGAAUGGGGUAGUACAAAAACAGGUGAACAGGAUGGUCUGAUAGGCACAGCUAUGAAUUGUGUGCUUCAGGUUCCAAAGUUCCUACCUCAAGAACAGAGAUUUGAUAUUCGGGUCCUGGGAUUGGGUUUGUUGAUCAACCUGGUAGAAUACAGUGCUCGGAACAGGCACUGUCUGGUCAAUAUGGAAACAUCGUGUUCUUUUGACUCAUUCUGCACGGGAGAAGGGGACGACAGCCUGAAGAUAACUGGACAGAUUGAUGCUGUUCAGGCUUUAGUGCAGCUAUUUCUUGAGCGUGAGCGAGCAGCACAGCUGGCCGAGAGCCAGACAGACGAGUUGAUUAAAGAAGCUCCGACUGCUCAGCAUGAUAAGAGUGGGGAAUGGCAAGAGACAAGUGGGGAGAUACAGUGGGUCUCCACAGAAAAGCCAGAUAGCACUGAAGAGAAAGAUAAGAAGGAAGAAGAUGAUGAAGAACUUGAUCUUAAUAAAGCUCUUCAGCAUGCUGGGAAGCACAUGGAAGACUGCAUUGUGGCCUCAUACACAGCAUUGCUUCUAGGCUGUCUCUGCCAAGAGAGUCCAAUCAAUGUGACUACUGUGAGGGAGUACUUACCUGAAGGGGACUUCUCAAUAAUGACCGAAAUGCUCAAAAAGUUUCUCAGUUUUAUGAACCUUACUUGUGCUGUUGGAACAACAGGCCAGAAAUCUAUCUCUAGGGUGAUUGAAUACUUGGAACACUGCUAGAUACUUAACUUCCGCUGCAGGCACUCUAAUGCUGGAGCUACCCUUAGACAAAAGAAGAAGUCAUGAAAGAAGUCCUUGAAGGAUAUACCAAGAGCAUUCAUCUGUGUCAUUCGUGUUCGGAUUUUUAAGGCUACCUGGUCUCUUAACCAUGCAUUCAGCAUUUUCUAAAAGACAGUUACUACAUCAAUCUGCAACUAUCAAAAAUGAGGGGAAAAAGGUUCUGAGGAAAGUAAAUAAAGAAACCAUGCUGUUUAUGAUGCAGUGCAGUAUUUAAACAUUUUUUUGGCAGGGUUUGCCCUCCCUAUCUUUUUUUUUUUCUUGCUUUGUUCGUGACAAGUUUCAAGGGGAAAAACUUGCUGCUGAUAGUGCAACUGCUGUUUACUGUUGAGCCACUGUUUCAUGCCAGCCAGGUGCAAAGGCAGCUUAGCUACUGAGGUAUCAAACAAAUGUUCUAAUAAAGAAGUUCUGGACAGCAGCACCGCUCCUAUUUGAGUUUAAUUUGCUCUUGCUUUUUUAUUACUAGAUUAUUCCAAAAUCAUAAAAUAUAAAUUUUUAAAUACUUUUGUGAUUUUAACUACUGUCUAUAUUUAAAAUUUGUUGGAAUCCAAAGAGGCGAGGAUUGGAUAGUUUAUUUUUUAUACUGUUUUGAUUGAAAUUAGGUUGUUGAACUAUUUCUCAGUUCUAAAACUAUCAUGGCCCAUGUACUGUAAACUUGAUAGACCAUAACACUUUGUAGUUCCAAGAAGCAUGCAAACCCAUAAACACACAAAGCCAUUUGAGGGUAUGUUAUCCACAAAGAAAUAGUAACUGUAAAAAUGUUGUGCCCUGUUUAAAAAAAGAAAGAAAAAAAAAUUAAAAAAAAAAAACAAACCUCAAUCCCAGGGUAGUUUACACUUCUAAUAAGCAAAAACUUUGACAUGCUGUUGUAAUUUGUUUCAAGGAAGCACUCAAGAUGUAUUUUAUACUGCUCAGUACAAAGAAUUUGGAUGUUUUAGGGCGAAGAAUUUUAAAGAAGCUAAAACACCAAUGGGGAUUAAUGUUUCCAGCUGACAUAAUCUUUCUAUUUCAUUCUUCUGUAGUAUGACAAAGUUUAAAUGCAUACAACACAAAGCCUUAAAUUGCUGAUAUAGCUAAGAUUUUGUUCAGUCUGAGGUCUAGUUCACAGCAAAGCAUUGUGUUUGAAGACUUAAGUGGAACAAAGAAUCCCAGAAAACACAUUACUUUUUUUAACAUUUUUUUUUCUUGCACUCAUUAUUCAGACCAGCAGAAUUGGUAAUUAUUUUUAUUAAGGUGGUCUUGAAUAUUUGCAGACUGUUCUGAGAUCUGCUUCAUCGACAUUUUUAAAUACCUGUAUAGGUAGUUACAUCAUGUUAUUCCAUUGAAUUUGUAAAACUUGAAGCCAUAAAAAUAUUAGUUCUGUGUAUAAUGAGGGGGAAAUAACAGGAAAUCUAACCUGCUUUUAGAUCUUGUGUUAUCUCCAUGUAUAAAGUUAAGAACUCGUGCUUUUGUAUCAGUGCCAGCUGUAAAUUUUUUACAUACAGUGGCUGCCUUCUAUGUCUUCCUAUUUUUGAUAAUGCAGAUUGUUGGGAAUUCUGUAAGGAAGUAACUGAUUAGCGGCAAAAAUCCUAUGUUGGUCAUACUUUUUGCGUUUUCUCUCAUCACCUUCUAAAACUUAGUGUAUCAGUGUAACUUAGAAAAGUGUUUGAGGUUGUGUUCCCCUUUGUUUAAAAAAUAAUAAAUUCAGUAUGGGGAGAGAGAAACUGUAUAUAAAUUAUCUACAUCAGGAGGAAAUUAUUGACUAUUUUGCCCAUUUAGUUUUCUGAUUUUAGAGAUUUUUCACUUAUAAUGGGAUUUCGAAUUGAUUAUGUAGUUUUCUGUGGAGAGAUGUCAAGAGAAAAUAAAAUACCGAUGUGAUGAUGGGGAAAGCAGGGACAACUACCUUUCUUUGUUACACUGGUAAUUGUUUGGGAAUUGAUUUACCUCAGUGUUUAACAGUUUUUUUCAAAUGUAACUAAUUGUCAAGCACUGACAAAUGCAGAUUUUUUUGUUUUUUGUUUUUUGAGGGUGGGGGGAGAAAUCACCCUGUGAACUGCAGUGCAUUUUUGUGUGUUAGACCCUCAAAUAACUCUGCAUUAAAGGGUACUUGAGGCCAACUUGCAAAUUAAAGUUUUAAAGUAACUUUUUUUCCACUGUAAAUAUUUGUGUAAAUACUCUCAAUUGGAAAUUAGAACAGUAGAGUACUUUUCUGAAUCCAAUCCUAUUUUUAUUUUAUACAGUAUUUCUCAGCUGUGAUCUUUGGAGCAAAAGCCAACGGCAGGAAAAAUAGUUUGUACCAGUUUCAUGAAGUAUGUCUUUGGGUUUUUGUAAAUAAUUUUAACUCAAAUAAAAUUGCUACUUUCAAUACA